Messenger RNA from Xenia sp. Carnegie-2017, 2569 nucleotides. RefSeq names its product lysyl oxidase homolog 2-like. Gene Ontology annotation, molecular function: protein-lysine 6-oxidase activity; copper ion binding. The record is from RefSeq and is a predicted model, not a curated record. Gene Ontology annotation, cellular component: membrane. Lineage: Eukaryota; Metazoa; Cnidaria; Anthozoa; Malacalcyonacea; Xeniidae. Gene Ontology annotation, biological process: peptidyl-lysine oxidation.
CAGAAUUGUUCCUAUUUCGUUGAUACAAUGAACAAUUGUAAGAAAAUUAAAAACAUUGGCUAGCUGCGCCGACGUGAUGAAAUAUAAUCAUACAACACUUGACAUUGAUAAUAAUACAUACUUCAUAUUUUGGAUAACUCACUUACCCGCAGUUUAUUCAACAUGAUUGCGCGUUCAAUUAUCGAACUUGUGUUUGUUUGUUGUUGCGUUAGCCUAGUGCAAUGUCGGCAAAGAAUUAAAGUGCGUUUAGAUGGCGGUAAUCAACCUUAUGCAGGUCGUGUGAUGGUUUACUAUGCUAAUACAUGGGGUGGCAUCUGUGAUAAUGGAUGGUCAAAGAAAAACGCUGAAGUCAUCUGCCGACAACUUGGAUACCAAGGCGUCGUUUUAUAUACUAAAGGUAAGUUUUAUGGACGUCAACCUCUCUACAUUGGACCAAGAGGAUCAAGAAGAAGAAGAACACGAAUUUGGCUAGAUAGAAUCAGUUGUAAUGGGAGAGAAUACAAUUUAGGAAAUUGUUUACGUGGACAUAAUCGCUGGGGUCAAGUACGCUGUAGUAGAAGACGUCUAGCAGGAGUCAUGUGUGAUCCAGGAAUGAAAAUAUUAGUAAAAACACCACCACAACACAACAUGACACUUCACAUUGAUAUAAAGAAAUUUCAUCUUACGUUAUUACCAAAGAAAACUACAAACAAAGAUGUCGUCACUGAAGGUCUUCUCAUGAUAAACUACGAAGGAAAGAAAACUGGAAUGAUUUGUUCAAAUCAAUGGGACAAAAACUCUCGUGUGGCUUGUGGUGAACUGGGAUUUACACAUGCAGUAAAGGCAGAAAACCUAGCAAAUGUUGAUGAGUAUAGAAAGCAAUACCAAUCUCAAUUUCCAUAUGGGGAUGUAGCAUGUAACGGAAACGAGGCUUCCCUUUUGUCAUGCAAGUCUUCUGGACUACGGGCACAGACAUGUUCCAGCGGUCAGGCAGUUUGGUUGAAAUGUGAAACAAAAACACCAAUCGCUCAUGUAAGACUCCAUGCUGGUGUUGUACCAUGGGAAGGCCGUGUUGAAGUGCACGAUCGAGGAAAAUGGGCAACAGUUUGUGAUAAAGAUAUGGACAUUUUAACAGCUAAUGUUAUCUGUCGAUCGUUAGGGCAUGGAACCGCUAAAGAAUAUGCUUUGGGCACCGUUUAUGCACAUGCGAUGGAUGAUAUGAAAAUAUACAAGGCGAUCAGUUGCACUGGCAUGGAGACACAUUUGCACAGCUGUGUUUGGACAAGCAGUAAUCCGCCUGGAUAUCCCCACUGUAGACAUUAUUCUGAUGUCGGUGUUAAAUGUAAUGUUCCCAAGAAAAGAAGUAAUGUUGAGAUUCGUCUCGGUGGCAGUAGAGACUACAACACUGGUAGAGUUGAGGUUAAAGUUAGUGGAAAAUGGAGGAUAAUCUGCGGUGAUCGAUGGACAAUGAUGAACUCAGUAGUUACAUGUAGACAACUUGGACUGGGUCACGCAGUGGCCAACUACAGUACAUCACAUUAUGGUACAAAUGGUACAAUAAUAUGGACCGGGGUCACGUGUCUUGGACAUGAAGCUUCAUUGGAUCAAUGCCUACGUCACGAAACAUAUAAUUGCUCUCAAACUAAACGUGUCGCUGCCGUAAGAUGCAAAAAAGUUGCACCAGAUUUAGUCUGGGACAUCAUAGAAUUAAAGAAAACAAUGACGAUCAGAACAUUUCCAAUUGCGUCCUUACGUUGCGCUUAUGAAGAGAAGUGCUUGGCAUCCAGUGCUGACGAUCAAUUCAAAGAAAUUCGAUUACGACGCGAUUGGUUAGGAUAUGUCCGACGUUUACUCAGAUUUUCAGCAAAAGUUCAUAAUGUUGGAACGGCUGCUUAUCGACCAUAUUUACAGAAGAAUGCUUGGCAAUGGCACAGUUGUCAUCGUCAUUAUCAUUCUGAUGAAGAAUUUGCAUUUUACGAUCUCAUCGAUCCUCAUACACACAAGAAAAUGGCCGAGGGACACAAAGCUAGCUACUGCUUGGAGGAUACCAAAUGUGAUGAAGGAGUAGAUCAGUUCUAUUUCUGUGAAAACAGAGGUGAUCAGGGGAUAUCCGUGAAUUGUCACGACAACUAUGACUACACAUUGGAUUGUCAAUGGGUUGACGUCACAGAUCUAACUGCGAGGGGUCGCUCAUACAAACUACGUCUUGUCGCAAAUCCCGCUCUUAAAGUUGGCGAGUCAGAUUAUUCCAAUAACGUGGUCCUGUGUGACGUCAUUGACCGUGGUAGAUACCUCACGGUUGGUGCGUGUCUUCAAGAAACUUGCGUCAGUGGCGUUCGUUCACAUCAUGGCAAUGGUAACUUCGCCUGUUGUCGAUUUCCCUUUAUAUACAAAGGCUUGUCACGUGAUACAUGUCUCCAUGACAACCAAAGUGGACAGUUCUGGUGUGCAAUAUCUGCGAAUUUUGACCAAGAUGGAUUGUUUGGUUACUGCUAAACAAAUGAAAUUCAAUGUCUAUCUUUUAAUCCAAUUUAUUUAUACAAUCGAUGAAACAGUAUUACCCAUUAAAUAAAUCUUUCUCGUGCAUGUA